CUCCAAAUUAAACAAACCAACCCAAUCCAAUCAGAGGAAAUAAAACGUAGCUUCUUCCCCUAAUUACUUCUCCUUUGAACUAAUCUUGCAUCCAUCCAUUAAUGGAAGAUGUCCAAGUCCCUCCAUAUUUUCUUUGCCCCAUCUCUCUCGAGAUCAUGAAAGACCCGGUGACGAUCUCCACCGGCAUCACCUACGACCGGCAAAGCAUCGAGAGAUGGAUGCUUUCCACCAAGAAAACCACCACAUGUCCGGUCACACAACAACCCCUCCCCCACGACGACCUGGUCAUCAUCCCCAACGUCACCCUCGGGCGGCUCAUACGGUCGUGGUGCGCAAUCAACGCCCCUCGGGGCGUCGAGCGGGUCCCCACUCCGAAGCCGCCCGCGAGUGCGUCCCAGAUCUCGAGGCUCCUUCGGGAAGCCUCGUCGACGCGGGAAAUGCAAGCCAAAUGUGUUCAAGACCUGAGGCGCAUGGCCUCACAGUGCGAGACGAAUAAGCGUCUCAUGGAGAGCGCCGGCGGGCCGGAAUUCUUGGCGGCGGUCGUGAAAUCGAACGCCCGGGACGGGACCUCAUCAGAUGAUCCUGCGUGUCACGCCCUUUGCUUGCUAAAAGAACUACGGUUAUCCGAGGCGGGACUAAAGUCGAUCCUAGGGCGUGACACGCAGUUCGUCGACGCUUUAAUCCGCGCCAUGCAACGUGGGAGCUACGAAUCCCGAGCCAACGCCGUUAAGCUUCUAGAAUCAAUGCUAGAAUUUGCGGAUCCGUUGCAAAUCACGAGCUUAAACCUCUCGUUUUUCCGCGAAUUAGUACUCGUUCUGAGGGAGGACUCUUCCUCGAAAUCGGCACUGCGCGUACUCGCGAGCGUUUGCCGCAAAGGGAGAAAUAGAAUCAAGGCGGCCGAGGCUGGAGCCGUGGCCGCGUUGAUCGACCUACUCCUCGACUCGACCGAGAAACGAAGUUGCGAGUCGGCUCUAGUUGUACUUGACCAGCUCUGCCAGUGCCCCGAAGGACGGGCAGAGCUGCUCAAGCACGCGGCCGGGUUGGCUGUCGUGUCGAAGAAAAUCUUGAGGGUUUCGGAGGCGGCGACGGAGAGAGGCGUGAGGAUCUUGCAUUCCGUCUCCAGGUUUUCGGCUAGUCGGAGUGUUGCACAAGAGAUGUUGCAAAUGGGAGUGGGGGCAAAGCUGUGUAUGGUUAUUCAAGUAGAAUGUGGGAGCAAGACUAGGGAGAGAGCUGCUGAGAUCCUCAAGUUGCAUGCUAAGGAUUGGAAGAAUUCUCAUCAAUGUAUACCUUUGUUGAGUUUAAUUUACCCUACCCAUGGGAGUUAGAUAUAAACACACUUCAUUAAUGACCACUUUUUUGUUACUCUCAUAAAAUUUCUUACUCACUCCGUUCUAUUUUAUAACGCAUGUUUUGGUUUACGAUGUUUGACUGAAAUUAUUUUCAAAUCAUUUUAUAUGACAAAUGGUAUAUAGUUAAAAAAUAAAAAUUACAUAUUAAAAUACUACAUCAAAAGAUCUACAAAACUAGUAGUGACACUAGUACUUUAUUUUAUCAAAUUGCUAACGAAAAUUGAGAAAGAAAGUGAAUGAAGUUUGACCCUGUGA
Molecule: messenger RNA, 1604 nt
Organism: Cuscuta campestris
Lineage: Eukaryota; Viridiplantae; Streptophyta; Magnoliopsida; Solanales; Convolvulaceae
Source: the annotation of a GenBank genome assembly